AUGGUAAGAUGCUAUAAUUUUAUUUUCUUUUUUGUUGGAUGACAAUACUUGCAGAGAGCUGCGGUGACACUAGCGCUCUUCGUGAUUUCGGCCAAUGCCUUCCUCUUCCCAAGCGGUGGAGGUGGUGGCGGAGGCUGUGGAGGAGGAUGCGGGGGUGGAUGCGGUGGCGGUGGCGGCGGAGGAUGUUUGCCGACUCUUGGAUGCUCCGUCAUUUCGUUCAAUGUCCCAACUCUCAAAUUGCCACCUCCACCACCACCUCCAUGCCCAUGCGGAUGCGGUGGAAGGAAGAAGAGAGCAGCAAGCGAGGACUCGAAAUGUACCAAUCCCGAGCUCAGAAAGAUAAUCCUGAAUGUGACAGCUGCAAGUCAUAAUUAAAGAAAUAUUAUGAAUUCAGGGAGUCCGAACAACCACCAAGGAAUCUAGAGACAACAUUGUAGCUAGCCUUAAGGAGAAGUACGAGGGUGUCAGGUGAGUAAAACAUUUUCAGAUCUGUGUUACAAUUAGAAAGUUCAGAUACUUGGUUACCUGCAUCGAAGGAGAGCAUGACUUCUCCUCUUCUUCUUUCGAUUACUGUGCCGACGGAACUCAACAACAGACGUGCAUUGUCGCAAAAGCCACCGAUGAUAACUAG
This is a messenger RNA of Caenorhabditis sp. 36 PRJEB53466, 631 nucleotides long. NCBI's taxonomy places the organism in Eukaryota, Metazoa, Nematoda, Chromadorea, Rhabditida, Rhabditidae. The record is from the annotation of a GenBank genome assembly.